This is a messenger RNA of Rhagoletis zephyria (snowberry fruit fly), 966 nucleotides long. RefSeq lists its product as uncharacterized. The record is from RefSeq and is a predicted model, not a curated record. NCBI's taxonomy places the organism in Eukaryota, Metazoa, Arthropoda, Insecta, Diptera, Tephritidae.
CUAGUUUUGCAACAGAUGUUUUUCACUUGCCGAAUAUAAAGUUGACCAGCGAUUCUAGAAGUAUUUUGAGGAAAAUUGAAUUAAAUUAAUAAAUAAAAGGAGAAUUAAAAUCGAGAAACAGUGGAUAAAUUAGCGAGAAAUAUGAAUAAGCACCUUUUUAAAAAAUAUGGAGCGCAAACCCCGAGCACGUCGGCAGCGGCAGUACCGAUAAAAAAGGCAAAAUAUGCGACCGAAAAUAGAAUCCUCUUAGAAAACAGCUCAAGACGCGUUAGUGUGGCCAGUGAAUGCACUAUAGAAUCACGGAGAAUAAGCGUAUCAACAUCGGCCAUACAAACAAAUGAAACCAACCAAGAAGUUUUCCAAGUUGUGUGUUGCAGUCACUGUAACGUGUUUGAAAAACAACUGCAAGCAAUGGAUAAAAAAAUAGAAGUCCUGCACAAUGUGGUGGAAACCCAAAACGCCGCGAUCAUGGAUGCAAUAGCCGGGCAAAAGGUGGCUACAGAGCAACUGGAGCGUCAAGAAGCGCAAAAUACAGCAGUCGUCAAAUACUUUCCGGUAUGCGAUAUACCUGAAAUGCAAGCGUUGGAAUUCAAAAUAACUUCUGCCAACAGAGAUAUUUAUGAGGUUGCUAUUUCAUCCAUUUUAUGCAACAACAUUAAAAAUAUUUCAUCGCUACUAAAAAUAGAGGUAAUCAACCAAUUAAAUGUGGAUGGAUCUCAUGGAAAGGUUGGACUUAAAUCCUUUCCAAACUUUUAUGGUGCACUUGCAGGAGCCAUUGCUAAAAUGCCGUUUAAGGGAUUGACGCCGGAAGAUACUGUCAGAAACGCACUUAAAUUUGAAAAGGCAAAAUUUUUCAAAAAGGCAUAUCGACAAAAGAAAAAAAAUUCAGAAAACUAAUUUUUAAGUUAAUCAAAUUUAUAAAUUGGAAUUCUUUUAUUAUCCAUCUCAAAGAAGCACAUGCACAAA